Molecule: messenger RNA, 2707 nt
Organism: Hibiscus syriacus
Lineage: Eukaryota; Viridiplantae; Streptophyta; Magnoliopsida; Malvales; Malvaceae
Product: serine/threonine-protein phosphatase 6 regulatory subunit 3-like
Exons: 19
Coding region: 170-2704 (844 amino acids)
Molecular function (GO): protein phosphatase binding; protein phosphatase regulator activity
Source: RefSeq, a predicted model, not a curated record
CUUCUUUUAUAAAUAAUAGAAAAUUUAGGGUUUUUUCUUCUUCAUAUAUAAUUUUCAUCUCAUAUUCUCUUGAAUCUCGCGGUUCCUUCAACAAUUCCUAGAUUCACUGGUUGUAUCAAGGUUUAUGGUUCUACUCAGCUUCUCUCCUUAAUCUUCCCUCUUAUUCACCAUGUUCUGGCAGCUCACACCUAUAUCCGCCACUUCUUCUGUGGACGCUAUAUUAGACAAGGAAAGCUUUACUUUGGAAGAGCUUCUUGAUGAGGAAGAAGUAAUCCAAGAGUGCAAAGCCUUAAAUAUUCGACUCAUCAAUUUUCUACGAGACAGAGCCCAAGUUGAGCAGUUGUUGAGAUAUAUUGUUGAAGAAUCUCCAGAGGAUGUGGACAGCAGACGGACCUUCAAGUUUCCAUUUGUUGCCUGUGAGAUAUUUACAUGUGAGAUUGAUGUCAUUUUGAGGACUUUAGUUGAGGAUGAAGAGUUGAUGAACUUACUUUUCUCCUUCUUGGAACCGAACCGUCCUCAUAGUGCCUUGCUAGCUGGUUAUUUCAGUAAGGUUGUUGUAUGCCUUAUGCUACGGAAAACUGUUCCACUUAUGAACUACGUUCAAGUACAUCAAGACCUGUUCCGCCAACUGGUUGAUUUGAUAGGAAUCACAUCCAUCAUGGAGGUUUUGGUUCGGUUAGUAGGUGCUGAUGAUCAUGUAUAUCCAAAUUUUUUGGAUGUAAUGCAAUGGCUAGCUGAUAGCAAUUUGCUGGAAAUGGUUGUGGAUAAAUUGAGUCCAUCUUGUGCUCCCAAAGUUCAUGCUAAUGCCGCAGAAACAUUAUGUGCAAUAACUCGGAAUGCCCCAUCAACUUUAGCCACCAAACUAUCUACUCCAAGCUUUGUUGCAAGGAUACUUGGUCAUGCUUUGGAAGAUUCACAUUCCAAAUCUAGCCUUGUAAAUUCACUUUCAGUUUGUAUCUCAUUCUUGGAUCCAAAAAAAUCAGCAACUACUUCUCCUUUGAUACAUUCUUUUCGGAAUCAGUUUAUGUAUGAGCCUCCAAUCCCUAUAAAUUCAGAGACUAUCAAUGCGAUGCUGCCUAAACUUGGUGACUUGCUCGUGCUUUUGAAUGUUUCAUCUGAUGAGAAAAUUUUGCCUACCACAUAUGGAGAAUUGAGGCCGCCUCUCGGGAAGCAUCGUCUAAAGAUUGUGGAGUUCAUUGCUGUGCUGUUGAGAACUGGAAAUGAAGCUGCACAGCAAGAAUUGAUUAACUCAGGAACCAUUCGACGAAUUCUUGAUCUUUUCUUUGAGUACCCAUACAACAGUGCAUUACAUCAUCACGUGGAGAGUAUAAUAUUAUCUUGCCUUGAAAGAAAUAACGAUUCUAUAGUUCUUCAUCUUCUUCAAGAAUGUGAUUUGGUUGGGAAAUUUCUCCAAACUGACAAGCAUCCAAUUCUUUCUGGAGAUGGUAAUCAGCCCACUUUAAUUGCUGCUGGAAAAUGUGCACCACGGGUUGGAAACAUUGGACACAUUACUCGUAUUUCAAAUAAACUAGUAGAGUUGGGAAGCAGCAAUAGCCACAUUCAAGCAUGCCUACAGGAAAAUAAUGAAUGGAAUGAAUGGCAAGCUAAUGUUCUGCAAGAGCGUAAUGCAGUUGAAAAUGUUUAUAGAUGGGCUUGUGGCCGCCUAACAACCUUGCAGGACAGGACAAGAGAUAGCGACGAAGAUGAUCUUCAUGAUAGAGAUUAUGAUGUAGCUGCUUUAGCAAAUAACCUAAGCCAGGCUUUCAAAUACAGAAUAAAUGGGAAUGAUGAUAAUGAAGAGCGUGAUGCUCUUGAGCGAGAUGAUGAGGACGCAUAUUUUGAUGAUGAAUCUGCUGAGGUUGUCAUAUCAUCCUUGAGGCUUGGAGAUGAACAUGGAAGUCAUAUUAAUGGAGAUUACAACCCAUGUGUUUUAAUGAGCAGUCUGUUCACAAAUUCGAACUGGUUUGCAUUCGAAGAUGACAGAACCGGUAAUGCACCUGUGGCAUCAUUGGCCACGGAGGUGAUGAAUGGUGCCUCAAAUGUUGGUAACAGCAGUAGUGAUGAUAAAGUGGUAGUUGGAGAGGAAGACGAGUUGAAUGACAACAAACAGUCGGUGAAUAGCACAUCUACUUCCGAUGCGAUGAAUGGAUUUAACAAUCUUAUGAGUGAUACGAGAUUCUUCAGGUUUGACACAACAGAAAACGAGGAUUUGUCUGGAGACAGGUCUUUACCUGAGUGGGUGGGAUUGGAAGAAUAUUUGGGUUUGCAAGCAGCAGGUGGUUCAAGCAAGAAUCCAUUUCUUGAUGAUGACAGCACUGAUGUCAGCAUACCCAACCAAACAGAGGCAAUGGUCACCGAUGUUGGCAACCACUUAAAUGGGGAGUCCACACUUCCAAGUGAUUCCUUAGACUCCAUGGAUUUAAGUGAAGGAUCAGCGAUAAGUGAUACAAAUCAGAAAUAUCCACCUCCGGCGCCCUCUUUAUUUGAAGAGGACGUUGAAUUUGUAGGUGUGGAAUCAGAAGGUACAGAGAAGGCAAUGGAACAAGCUUUAAAAGGAAUAGUUGGGGAAACAGGGCCGUUGCAGAGGAACAGUAUCCCAAAGGUACCUGCAAAGGAGAACGCUGGUGAUGAUGGAGCUGGGAUGGAGGAGUUCAAUGAUUCAAACUAUUGGAGGGUGGAUCAAGAGGUUGCUAUUUCAGAAUAAUGC